Brienomyrus brachyistius is the source of this 1878-nucleotide messenger RNA. RefSeq names its product dolichol-phosphate mannosyltransferase subunit 3-like. Gene Ontology annotation, cellular component: endoplasmic reticulum membrane; dolichol-phosphate-mannose synthase complex. Gene Ontology annotation, biological process: GPI anchor biosynthetic process. The transcript has 2 exons. The record is from RefSeq and is a predicted model, not a curated record. Lineage: Eukaryota; Metazoa; Chordata; Actinopteri; Osteoglossiformes; Mormyridae. Bases 1486 to 1764 code for a protein of 92 amino acids.
CAGUGACGGCGGUAGCUGUGGUAGUUUUUUAUUAAUUGAAACAUGUUGUAUAGUUUGUCUUGGGUUUGCUGGGUAUGUUCCCGGAAUGCUUACUUAAUGCACGAAAAUACAUUGUUGUAUAUGUGCAAUAUAGAACAAUGGUAGUAUCUUUAUAAGGUAUAAGAAUAAGGUAGCUGCCGUUAGCCAGCUAGCUAGAUAAAGUGACGUGGAGCUUCUUAGACCUGACCGGACUUCUUUAGUUUACUGUAUACUGAUGUAGUAUUUAAUGUCUAAAUUUUUCUGUGUGCAGUGAAUUAAUCUAGAUAUAAUCUAGACUUUUUUUUCUGAUUACACAUACAGCUCUGUAUUUGCCAUGUCCCAACAGAUGUAUCAUGAUUUGGGCAUCCCGUCGCUUCUGCCAGAUUUUAACACCCAGUCCUUGCUGUGUCAGAUCUUUCGUCCGGGUUUGACUUGCUUCCCUGUACCUUACCUGAUAUUUAAGAAAUAUUAUCACAUCAGUCAGAUAUUAAGAUGCAGUGUCAGAUACUUGGCUGUGAAAUUCAGUGUAGACUGAGGACUCCUGAUAGCACUGAUCGAAUGGCAAGCCUAGUUGUCUUUUCAUCAGAUAAGACUCAGCUUCACUUAAAAUGUACUAGUACAAAUGAUCUUACUAGUAAAAAAUUACUUUUUUGCUAUUAUGAAUAUUUCUUAAGAUCUAUUAAUCAAUUUUGACUAAUAAGAAUUUACUAGGAAGAACUGUGUUGUUACUAAUAAAUUAUAUUAUAGAUAUCUAUAACGCAUUUUUAAGUAGUAAUAUGUUACUAUUUACUUCCAUAGAAUUUUUGCCUUUCUUAUCCAAAAUUCAAUUUUUGCCAGUAAAAAGUAUUGUAGAUAUCUUUAAUUCAGUUUUUACUAGUAAGUUAUUACUAGUAGAAAUUCACAUUUAAGACAUUUAUUUCCGAUCUCUAAAAUAUAACUGCAGAUAUCUAUAAUUACAUUUUUACUAAUGAAUUAUGGAUAUGUAGACCUGGAUUUGUGACUAGUCAAAAUGCAGAAGCAGAUAUCUGCAAUAUUAGUUUGUACUAGUCAAAAUUGAACUAAUGAUAUCAGCAAUAUGACUUCUGGAAUUUUGGAUGUGAGGCAAAAAUUCAAUGAAAUAUAUGUAUAAAUAUAUGAGUAAAAACUGACCUAUUUUUUCCUAGUAAAAAUAUAGUUCGUUUUAAUUAAAAUGAUAUUUUUUCUAGUAAAAAUUACAUUUUUAUUAGUUAGAAUGUUAUUUUUAUUAUUAAAAGACAAUUUGUCUUGCCAUACUGAUCACAUUGUAUGAGCUUAACCUAAUGCUUGCGGUUUGAGAGGCUCCAUGUAGGAGUUUUAAGCCCCAGGCCUGUGGUGUCAGUUACUGCUGCAGAGAAGAGACCCCAGCUGUAUGUCUGUGCCCUGAGUAACAUGAGUACAUGAGUCCACUAGUGAUUCUGAGCUCCCCACAUCCCAUUUGGACUCUUCAUCAUGACCAAACUGCUGGAGUGGUUGCUGUGCAUCUUGGUGGUGAUGUGCACUUGGGGGCUGCUGACUUUCGACCCGCUGGACCUGAAGCUGCCGCUGGUGUACAAAGAGGUGGCGUGGCCCAUGCCAGUCUAUCUGCUGGUGGUGUUUGGCUGUUACUCUCUGGCCACAGUGGGCUACAGGGUGGCUACCUUUAAUGACUGUAAUGAAGCCGCCCAGGAACUGCAGGCCCAGAUCAAGGAAGCCAAGCAGGACCUUCAGAAGAAAGGACUGAAGUUCUGAACUGUAGUCUGUGAUAUGAGAUCACAUUCCUUCUUUGGAAGAUCACGUUGUCCCUGGUGUAUCCAGUAUGACUUGGCAUUGAGAUGUGCAGUAAAGCGAUGUUGUUUUUCCAAA